UUCCCGGGCAUCGUCGCGCGCCCGACGGGGCCGUUCAGCGACUACGCCGAUUACAACUAUCAGACGCUCAAGUGCAACGUCGACCUGACCAGGGUGAUACAGAUCGGCAUGACCUUCUCGGACGCCAAGGGGAACAGGCCGAAGGGGAUCUCGACGUGGAGGUUCAAUUUCGGCUUCAACACUGGCAGGGAUCUUUACGCGCAGGACUCGAUUGAUGGCCUGCGCCACACGCGGGGCUUAGACCUGCAGAAACACAACACCCAGGGGAUUGACACUGCGCAGUUCGGGGAGCUGCUGAUGAGCUCUGGCCUCGUGCUGAACGAGGACGUCCGGUGGAUCACGUACUGCGGGAGCAACGGCUUCCACGAGCGGCCGCCCGAGGAC
Messenger RNA from Prorocentrum cordatum, 384 nucleotides. NCBI's taxonomy places the organism in Eukaryota, Dinophyceae, Prorocentrales, Prorocentraceae. The record is from the annotation of a GenBank genome assembly.